Molecule: messenger RNA, 570 nt
Organism: Serendipita indica DSM 11827
Lineage: Eukaryota; Fungi; Basidiomycota; Agaricomycetes; Sebacinales; Serendipitaceae
Source: the annotation of a GenBank genome assembly
AUGUCUCAGGAGAUGAUUCCCGUGAAAUGGCACCAGCCACUGCUUCCGGGCCUUGAAUCUACCUCGCCGACUGUGGAGCUAUCCACACGUCCUCCACCACUUUCAUCGCAUUGGGACAAUGCAACUUCCCCGCUCCUAUUCGCAGCGCAACCGUAUUUGGAGGAUGACGCUGAGAGCCGAUCUCGAGCGAUUUCUAUUCUCUCUGCGGCGUUUCAUCCGAUGAUCAACAUCUUUGUCCACUGUCACCUUGCAACUCGGCAGUCUCAGACCAAGGAACUCCCACCGUGGAUGGUCCUAUUCGGCGUGAUAUACGACAAGUAUAUGGUCGAAAUAAUUGCCUUCUACCCAACUUGGGACGGUAGCUGGCAGCCUCGAGCAUUGACCUCGGGUGACUUGCGAAUGACUCUCUGGAAGGAUUCCCCGCGGGGUCAGUUACCUCUGGUGAUGUGUCUGCGCAAGAUUCAAAACCAUUACACGUCAGUGAUGCGUCAUCUACAGUCGUGGCCCGGCUACGAUGCUGCUGCGCGCAAAUGCUCAAAUCUCCUACCCAUUCCUUCGGAUUUAGCAUAG